AUGCCCGAAAUAGGUUCAUGUACUGAUAUAACAUGUAAUGAUGAAAUAAAAGAAUUAUAUGAAUGUCAUUGUUGUUUGCGUCUUGUUUGUUUAAAUCAUUUAAUUCAACAUGUCGAAAUAACAAAACAAAAUAAACAACGAUUAAAUAGUGUUCGUGAUGAAUUAAAUACAGUUAUAACGGCACUUACACUAAUUGUUGAAAAAAAGCUAUUGACAAUUGGGCCGCGAACAAAAUUUGAUUGA
Rotaria sp. Silwood2 is the source of this 243-nucleotide messenger RNA. The record is from the annotation of a GenBank genome assembly. NCBI's taxonomy places the organism in Eukaryota, Metazoa, Rotifera, Eurotatoria, Philodinida, Philodinidae.